CGCGCCGGGGGCUGAGGUGGGUGCCAGCCGCGUGGCAGAGGUGGCGUGACACGCGAGCAGAGUGCGGGGUCGCCGCGACGGGUGGAGUGGCGCUGGUGAGCCCGACCGGGAUCAGGUCAGCGACGCGGACUUAAGAACUCCAGCGCGUCGGCCCCAGAUGGCCGCGCUGAGCUCGUGAGUGUUUUAACAGGGACGCCAGAGGCUGGCCAUUGAACGGAGCCGCUCGUGGAGGUGAGACAUCUGGGCUUGCUGCGGCGAGACUGCCGACGAGCUGGUGCGAAGAUGCGGGGACUGACGUUGCUGCCCGGACCGCUCACGAUGAGUCUGCUGACCCUUGUGCUGCUGCUCUUAGGCGUUUGGGCGUGGCGGAGGCGCCGCUUCCUGAACGCGUUGAAGGAUGCCGGUGUGCCAGGUCCAGAGCCAGGCUUUUUCAUGGGGAACGUCAUGGAGUUCCGCUACGGCACCAGGCCGUGCCACCUGCUCAUAGAUGACUGGCUCAAGCAGUAUGGUGACUUCGUGGCGUACCACAUGGGCAUCCACCGCUACGUCGUGGUGAAGGAUCUGGACCUGCUGCGUGACGUCUUCAUCAAGGACUUCAAGCGCUUUUCCACGCGGCCACCGCCGUCGAUUUCUACAGAGGACUUUUCAAACUCAGUUCUACAAGUAGACCCACAGCGCUGGAAGCCGAUGCGCUCCCUCAUGGUCUCCUGCUUCUCCGCCUUCAAGAUGAAGCAGAUGUCGCCGCUCGUCAGCAAGUGCAUGGACACCAUGGAGGAGGUGGUGGACGCCAAGAUCACCCGCGGCGAUGAGGUCGACGUCCACGCUUUGUUCCAGGCGUUAACGUGUGACGUCAUCGCUGCCUGCGCGCUGGCACUGAAGGCCAACUGCCAGAAGGAUCCGAACGAUCCGUUUCUGCACCGCGUUCGCUUCUUCAUGGAGCACGCGUCCAACCCGAUCACGGAGUCCGCCUUCGCCUUCCCCGUGAUCGCCGACGUGUUCGGCCUCAUACUGAAGACGUUCGCCCUCUCCGAGCACAUGGUGAAGAUGAUCAACGACAACAUGACUCGCGUGAUCCAAAUGCGUCGCCAAGAUAAGCGGACGCGAUACCAGGACAUCCUGCAGGCCAUGCUGGACGCCAGCGGCGAGGGCGAGGGCAUCCACUCCAAGCUUCAGCUGACAGACCAGGAGAUCAAGAGCAACGCUCUGGUGCUGGUGUUGGCGGGAUAUGAGACCACGGCCAACGCGCUCACAUCCACCUCCUACCUGCUGGCCAAGAACCAACAUGUUCAAGAGAAGCUCUACCAGGAAAUCAGCGAGCAGCUGCCGGCCGACGAGGAGAUGCGGUACGACCAGCUAGCCAGCCUGCCGUACCUGGACCAGGUUCUGUGCGAGUCAAUGCGGCUCUACCCUCCCGUGGUGACCUUCGUGUCCCGUCACUCCCCCGAGCCGACCUCGCUCGGACCAUACAGGCUGCCGGCCGGCACCAACAUCCUGGCACCCGUCUGGUCGAUUCACCACGACCCUGCUGUGUGGCCCGAUCCGGAGAAGUUCGACCCGGAUCGCUUUAGUAAAGAGCAGCGCGAGGGACGCCACCCGAUGGCCUGGCUGGCGUUCGGCGCAGGGCCGCGCAACUGCCUCGGGAUGCGGUUCGGCAUGCUGGAGUCGAAGAUGGCGCUGGUGCGGCUCGUGCGCCGCUACCGCCUGGAGAUGGGGGAGAGCACGCCGCACGAGCUCAGCUUUGUCGUGCCCACGGUGACGCUGUGCACCAAGGGGGAGAUCAAGCUGAAUAUGACACCGCGGUAAGAGAGGCUGUGACGUAGACGCAUUGUUUCGUAGUCGGUCUGACGAGCAAAGACCGGUCCAAGCUAGAAACAUCGCAACAGGUUAAAGCUCGCCCGGUCACCGUGUUGUGAUUGAGGCCAUGUUAUGACCGAAAGUGGUCCAGUAGACGACUGUAGGAGCAAUGGGUAUGCUUGUGCGCGAAGUUUUGUCACGUCAGACGUGUGAUGAUCAUUUGGGCUUUGGGUCGCGCCGACCGCGAUGGUCAUAUGGCGCCCACAUCAGACGUGUGAGCGGAAAUGACAUAUGGAUGUGCUAAAAUUUGUGAGAGCUUGCGCUCUGUUUUAACGUGGCUUUCUUCCGUAUUUUGCGUGCAGAAUAAGUGUCUUUGGUAUGCUGAAGUAAAAUUUUCAUGGCAAUGCAGUGCACGCUGCAUGCGACAGAAAACAUUUUGAACACCUGUUUGCCAGUACGCGGCAUUGUAAUAUACACCUGAUGUGUACAGAUGCAGUGCAGCUUUUCCAUG
Messenger RNA from Pollicipes pollicipes, 2305 nucleotides. RefSeq names its product thromboxane-A synthase. Gene Ontology annotation, molecular function: iron ion binding; monooxygenase activity; heme binding. The transcript is spliced from 2 exons. The record is from RefSeq and is a predicted model, not a curated record. Lineage: Eukaryota; Metazoa; Arthropoda; Thecostraca; Pollicipedomorpha; Pollicipedidae. Bases 283 to 1803 code for a protein of 506 amino acids.